GGGGAGAGAGCUUCAGUAUAAAAGGACAGGGCACGCUCUCGAGCUCAUCUAGAGAGCUCGGACGACGUACUUGUAGCUGCUUGGCGCGUACAAGCUAGUGCUGCAGUGCUGGCUAUACAUACUGCUAGUUCAUGCCCUUGUGUUUGCGUACGUACGUAAACACCAGGCGCGCGGCCGGUCUCAGGCCCGCAGGACAGCGCACAGUACUCCUCCGAUCCUCGUGUGUGAUUAAUUCCACAGAGCAGUACGUCGUAGAUAGAUAUCUUGAUACUGUGAGUGUGGGGUACGUACGGUAUGGCGCCAGCCCAGCAUCAAGCAGCAGCUGACAGAGGCAGCAGGGAAGAGAUCGUCAUCGUGGACCUCGAGAGCGAGGCCGGCGCCGACGACGCGGCGGCGGCGGCGGCGACGAUGCAGCGGCAGGACUCGCUGUACGCGGCCGCAACAAGAGCCGCCGGCGCCAACCACCACGGACAGGACAGCUGGGCCAGGACGCUGCGGCUGGCGUUCCAGUGCGUGGGGAUCCUGUACGGCGACAUUGGCACGUCGCCGCUGUUCGUGUACUCGAGCACGUUCCGGGACGGCGUCGGCCACCCGGACGACCUGCUCGGCGCGCUCUCCCUCAUCAUCUACAGCUUCCUGCUCUUCACCGUCAUCAAGUACGUCUACAUCGCCCUGCGAGCCAACGACGACGGUGACGGUGGCACUUUCGCCCUCUACACUCUCAUCUCGCGCCACGCCAAGGUGAGCCUGAUCCCGAACCAGCAGGUGGAGGAGGACGACCUCGUCGCCAAGUACAACCGCGACAAGCCGCCGGCGACGCUCCGGCGAGCGGAAUGGAUGAAGGAGCUGCUCGAGACGAACAAGGCCGUCAAGGUCUCGCUCUUCCUCAUCACCAUGCUCGCCACCGCCAUGGUCAUCAGCGACGCUAUCCUCACCCCUGCAAUCUCAGACGAGAUAGUCUGGAUCACCGUGGGGAUUCUGGUGGCGCUGUUCGCGAUCCAGAGGUUCGGGACGGACAAGGUCGGCUACCUGUUCGCGCCGAUCAUCCUGCUCUGGCUGCUCCUGAUCGCGGCCGUCGGCUUCUACAACCUGGUGAAGUACGACACCGGCGCUCUCAGGGCGUUCAACAUGAAGUACAUCAUCGACUACUUCAGACGGAACAAGAAGAAAGGGUGGGCCUCCCUUGGAGGCAUACUCCUUUGCUUCACAGGCACAGAAGCCCUUUUUGCUGAUCUAGGCUACUUCAGCAUCAGGUCGAUCCAGCUGAGCUUUGGCUUCGGUUUAGUCCCCUCAGUGCUGCUCGCUUACAUCGGGCAAGCAGCGUACUUGAGAGUGCACCCGGAGGAUGUGGCCAACACUUUCUACAGAUCCACUCCAAUCUCCUUGUUCUGGCCAACGUUCAUUCUCGCGCUAGCAGCAUCGAUCAUUGGGAGCCAAGCCAUGAUCUCCUGCGCCUUCGCGACAAUCUCGCAUUCCCAGACACUCGGUUGCUUUCCGAGGGUAAAGAUACUGCACACCUCGAGGCAAUACUCGGGCCAACUAUACAUCCCUGAAGUAAACUACCUGCUGUGCUUGGGUGCUUGCCUCGUCACAGUUGGCUUCAGGACAACUGUCAUCAUUGGGGAAGCUCAUGGUAUAUGCGUUGUUCUUGUGAUGAUCGUCACAACCCUGUUGCUGACGAUCGUGAUGCUCCUAGUAUGGAAGAUCAGCGUCUGGUGGAUCGUCGCGUUCUUCCUUGUUUUCAUGUCGUCCGAGUCGAUCUAUCUAUCUGCCAUCCUGUCCCGAUUCGCGCACGGCGCGUACGUGCCCGUGGCAAUGUCGGCGGUCCUGAUGGUGGUGAUGGUCGUGUGGCACUACGUGCACGUGAACAAGUACAGGUUUGAGCUCGAGCACUCUAUCCCCCGCGACAAAGUGAAAGAGCUCCUUGAGCGCAGCGACAUACAGAGGGUGCCAGGGAUCGGCCUCUUCUACACCGAGCUGGUUCAGGGCAUACCCCCGGUGUUCCGUCAUCUCAUCGAGAAGAUCCCUUCCAUCCACUCGGUGCUCAUUUUCGUCUCCAUGAAGCACCUGCCCAUCCCAUCUGUCGACAUGUCGGAGCGCUUUCUCUUUAGACAGGUAGACAGAGAAGAUUACAAGGUGUUCCAGUGCGUGGCACGGUAUGGGUACAGGGACCCCUUCGAGGAGGCCAAGGACUUCGUUGACAAACUUGUAGAGCAUCUCCAGUACUACAUCCGGGAUGUCAACCUCUAUGGCCUGGGCUGCGAGCCGAUGAUGAAGCAGUCCUUCAGCUACUGCAGUUCUCGCGCUGAGAGCUUUGGCAGCCAUGAAAAAACCAAAGUAAAGGCAGUCUACGCUGAGGAGAUGCUCACACCAGCAGAGUCAUUCUCGGAGCACGCGAGGCAAGCUAGUGGAAAGAACAAGCUUUUUACACAAUUUCAGGGAGACAAGAUGAAUAUAGUAGAGAUGAUGAAGAUUCAGCAGGAGCAACAGGCUGUCCUUGAAGAGAUGAGUAAAGGUGUGGUGUACAUAUUUGGAGAGAGCGAGGUGGUGGCAAGACCCCACUCCUCACUCAUUAAGAAGAUAGCUAUCAACUACAUAUACUCUUUUCUUAGAAAGAACUCCAGGAAUGGUGAGAAGAUGCUGUCGAUCCCCCGUCGACAGAUCCUAAAGGUCGGAGUCUCAUAUGAAAUCUAAAAAGUGUGGAUGAAGAACAGGAUAUCUGAUUGCACACACAACUUAAUUUGAUGCCAAAGAAGGACUCUGUAUUCAUUUGUUUCAUGGAAAAUCAAUGUGCUUGAUUUACUUACUACAGCAA
Messenger RNA from Zea mays, 2815 nucleotides. RefSeq lists its product as uncharacterized. Lineage: Eukaryota; Viridiplantae; Streptophyta; Magnoliopsida; Poales; Poaceae. Gene Ontology annotation, cellular component: membrane. Gene Ontology annotation, biological process: potassium ion transmembrane transport. The coding region runs from base 295 to 2694 and encodes 799 amino acids. Gene Ontology annotation, molecular function: potassium ion transmembrane transporter activity. The transcript is spliced from 9 exons. The record is from RefSeq and is a predicted model, not a curated record.